Molecule: messenger RNA, 2451 nt
Organism: Hippoglossus stenolepis (Pacific halibut)
Lineage: Eukaryota; Metazoa; Chordata; Actinopteri; Pleuronectiformes; Pleuronectidae
Exons: 4
Coding region: 13-1026 (337 amino acids)
Source: RefSeq, a predicted model, not a curated record
CAUUAGUUGUGCAUGUCCCACUGUUUUCAGCUUAAUGCUUCUCAAGAAACAGAGUUUUUGCUGGCUGCCAGGAAAAGGAUUCAUGAGUUGUUUGAACGCUUAGCCCAUGAUGGAUCCCAGAUGGCUGACCAUUUAAAGGUCACCGGCUAUAUAAUGGGCUAUUUGUCCAUUCUGACGGGACACAGAUCAGUCGUUCUGACCAAUAUGACAAAGCAGAACGUCCUCGACUGUCAGGUUUGGUCUGAUGGGAAUCGAUUCCAAGUCAUGGUUGAUGACAACAAGACUGUGCGGUCAUUUGGCCAGGCUGCCUUUUGCCUCAACAAGGCUGAAUAUGGGUGGCUACAACACAUGAGCCAGGGAAAAUGCUGUGUGAGAGGUCAGGACUGCCUGUACAUUUUCCACACCUCACUCGGCCUUCAAAUUGCCAAGCCCGCCAACUUCCUCAACAUUGCAUGGGUGGAUGCCGGGAUGAAAGGACAAAUUGAUUUUAACAAGAUCAGGAGCAGCGUCUCAACACAAGCAAACGAUUACCUAUCGGAGAAGGAGAGACGGCAGGUGGCCAAAGCCAUGUGCCAUGACCCGGACACGGCCGAAAGAUUUUAUGUGGCUCUGCCGGACAAAGAAGCAUGCUAUAGAACCAGAGUGCUCAGGAUGAAGGCUCUCCAGUUGGCCACUGAAAACCCUUCUAAAGAGGACCAACCAAGUGACAACGCUGAGGAAGCUCUGUUGGCUGGUUCUCCAGACACGAGCUCAGACAGUGACGAGCCGACAUAUGACGAUGAACCAGAUACCAGCUCGUCACUGUCUCCUGAGGAGAUGAGGAUCAUGAAACGCAAACGGGGUUUUGAUGUUUCAUCAUCAGAUGAAGAACACCUGGCAGAUGAGAAGAGCACAGAGUCUGUAGUCUCCCCGUCAAAAUGCUCGGUGGUUGUGGACCGGAUGAAACCAUCCAUUUUUAAGUAUUUUAAUGAAAAAAGGAACACAGCAGAUGUGCCACGAGGAUGCGAGCCUGAAACCAGUGAGUAGUGUGCCACCAGAUUCAAUGUUCCUGUUCGAUGAAUGUUAUUAACAUUUAUAUCUGCCUCGGCAAUAACAGUUUCUACAUCCUGUUGGAUUCAUUGUUGUUGUUUACAUAGUUCUCCUUAUAAGAAACUUGUUUUAUUAGUGUGAUAAGUAUUGUUGAAAUGUUACUAACCUUAAACCUGUAAAACAAAAAUGUAAAUAGUUAUCUCUCAAAAAAAUGUUAAUCAACCCCAACACCUGUUUGUGAAGGCCCUAUGUUCUUUGUUUUGUUUUUUAAAUUGUAUAAAGUUCAUUACCUUUUUACAAAAAAUAAAAGAAAAAGGGAUAAAAAUGAUGACAAGAUGGGACAAGUUCAAAGAAGACCAAAGAAUGGAACCACCAGGUUCUGUUCAUGGCCAUAGCCAGAACAAACCCAGAUCUGAAUCCCUCUUAAAACAAGAUAAUGGAGUAAUUUUCAUACAUGAGGAAAAGAUCCUACCACUGGAGGUCAACACCUAAUGGAAAAAGAGAUUCUAAUAAUAGAUAUUAAGAAAUCCCUAUCCUCUCCUCUUUUCCCUCAUGAAAAUGAGGGAGUAGGGGGAGGCAGAGUAUACAGCCCGGUAGGCGGGGGAGGGCUUAGCCCGGACAGGCUUCUCUCCCCGACUCUGCUUCCCUCAUCAUAUAAAUUAUAUCACCAAGAAAAUAAAGAAAUAGCAAUUAAAAAGAAAAAAAACUUCAAAUCUUAUCAGUUUAUGGGAUUGGAUUUUAAAACAAUUAAACAAACAGCAACAGGACCCUAAUUAAAUUUCCAGAAUGAUCAAAUUCAUUCUUUAAUCAUAUAAUACAAAAAACAUUAUCACAAAGAAGAAGUUACAAAACAAUUAGAUUAAAGAUAAAAACCAAACCACUUUUAUGAAAAAAUAGUUAUUCUUUAACAAUAAAUCAAUCUUUUACCCAGACGAAUUACAAUUGCCACAAAGAUCUAACUUAUUUCAGAUUAAGAAAAAAAGCAUUUGAACUAUAUUAUCACAAAAGAAAUAAGUAUAAAACAAUUGGGGGAAAGACAUGAAACUGAAUCACUUAAAGGAGAAUUAGAGAGAAAUGGGGAACUAAUAAAUCAAAUAACAAACACCAAUGGAUUCUAAUUAAACUUCUACAAGGUUUACAUUCACCUAAGAGUAAUACAAAACAGGGUUAGGAUAGGGGAACUGAGCCCGCCUCCUAUUGAAGGUGGCAGAAGGUGCACGGUCCUUCCCCCAGGGGGCUACCUGGUCCCAGUUUCGCUGACGACCUUGUCGCCUCCCGUAUCUCACUGUAGUCCAUCCCUCAUUGUUUUGGUUAGAGUAACCCAUUUUGUGUUAUGUGUGAUUGUGUUUUUUAAUUAUUUAUUUAUUUAUUUAUAGAUGAUUUAUAGUUGCUUGUACAGUCUCCUUGGUUAUCUGUCUAUAA